This is a messenger RNA of Acaromyces ingoldii, 290 nucleotides long. RefSeq lists its product as hypothetical. Lineage: Eukaryota; Fungi; Basidiomycota; Exobasidiomycetes; Exobasidiales; Cryptobasidiaceae. The transcript has 4 exons. Gene Ontology annotation, cellular component: mitochondrion. Bases 24 to 290 code for a protein of 88 amino acids. The record is from RefSeq and is a predicted model, not a curated record.
CGACAGCGUUCAUCAUAGCAACAAUGGCGGGAGGAGACUACCACCCGUACCGGUCGGACCCGGCGAUCGAGCGAUGGCAGACGAUGCACUCGUCGAUGUACCAACGAUUCCGCUUCACCCCGCGCACAACGAGGAAGGUACUCGCGUGGGGCUUGGUCACGCCCGUCCUGAUGUACGCUCUGGCGAAAUACUCUGAUGAUCGAUGGGAGCUGCGUGCAAGGACACGAACCGAGUCGCUGCUGCGCUACGAGCCCAAGACAGACAAGUCCGAGGGAGAUGCUGAAGAGUAG